AAAGUGAAAAUCCUCUUGGCACCGUUAUUCCUAUUGCAGCAAACACACAAAGCCACACGAGAACACAAUUCAAAGUAACGACCAAAGCUAGCCAGUGACAACAAGUCAUGAUUUCUGACUCAAGAAACCUAUCAAUGACAAAUCAAGCAAACUUCUGAUUCAAUUAAAUUCCUCUGCUUUGUCACCCUCCACUCCACGUGUCAUUUCCUUCAACCUCCACGUGUUCUUCUCACACUUUUAAGUAAAACCCGUUCGCACCGUUUUACUCUUCUUCAAAAUGCUACACCACACCGCUUUUGCUUUAUAAGCUAGCUAUGGUGAAGAAGUUAUACGUGUGUGUAUUAGAAGCCAAAGAAUUGCCAGUUAAAAACUCUCGUGUGAAGCUUAAACUUGGCAAGUUAAAGUUCAAAACAAGGAUAUUGAAAAACACGUUCAGCCCCAUUUGGAACGAAGAGUUUGUUUUCAAGGUGAACGAUAUUUCCGAGGAAGUGCUUGUUAUCACUGUUGUUAAUCACAGCGAUGAAUCAAAGGUGAUCAACGGUUCUGGUUUAGUGGAUUUUGUUGGUCAGGUUCGGAUUCCGGUAAUUGCUUUUCAGGAUAAGGAAAUUUUGCCGCCCACUUGGUUCUCCCUUCAAUGCCCUAACAAGAGUGCCAAAUUUGUCAACACAUUUUGUGGGAAGAUUCUCCUCACAAUUUCCCUUCAUUGCAAGGGCAAUGCUAAUUCUUUUAUGAAUCAUAAGCAUUCUCCAAACUCAGAUAUUGCAAUUGAGAACUCAAGAGACUUAGAAGGUAUUCACAUUUCAUCUCAACCACUUUCUCGUAAAAUGGGAGAAGGCAAACACUUGUUGAAGGUUAUUACUAAUCGUCUUAAUAGGAUUCUAAAUAAGAAAGAAGGAAACUCAAAAUCUGCGGAUUGUUCAGAAACUUCCAAUUCAUUAUCUGAUUAUGAAGAUAGUAACAGUGUACAGGAAAAUUCACCCCCUUGUAGUUUUGAAGAAGGCAUUGCAGUAAUGGAGUCAAGAGAUAGCCAACCAGAAAGUCCUGAAAAUUUGCAGGGUGGUAUUCUUGUAGAUAAGAUUUAUGCAGUAUCACCAUACAAUCUUAAUAUAGUACUUUUUGCGCCAAAUUCGCAGUUUAGGAAAGAUUUAGCAGAACUACAAGGAACAACAAAUUUGCAAGAGGGAGCUUGGUCCUGGAAAGAUGAAGACAUGUCUUGUUUGACUAGAAUUGUUUCGUAUACAAAAGCUGCUUCAAAAUUAGUUAAGGCUGUUAAUGCCACUGAGGAGCAAACCUAUAUUAAAGUGACUAAAGAUGAAUAUGCUGUACUUGUUAGUGUAUGCACCCCCGAGGUUCCAUACGGGAAAUCAUUUCGGGUUGAAUUACUUUACAAGAUAAUGCCUGGAGGAGAUGUGUCUUCUGAAGAUGAAUCCUCAAAUCUUGUGGUGUCAUGGGGAAUUGUUUUCCUACAAAGCACAAUGAUGAAAGGUGUGAUAGAGAGUGGGGCUAAACAAGGUUUGAAGGAGAGUUUUGACCAGUUUUCCGACUUACUUGGUCGGAGUUUCAAGGUGGUAGAUAAGACGGAUUUAAUGAACAAAGAACAUUUGUUGGCAACUUUGCAGACAGAAAGCCAGAUGAAUUGGUGGCAGGCAAUCACAUACUUUUGGAAUUUUACCGUAGUUUCCACAAUUUUUAUGUUGUUGUAUGUGUUGUUUCAUAUUUUAAAAUGUGGUCCAAAUCAACCUCAGGGCUUGGAAUUUAGAGGGAUUGAACUUCCAGAUAGUUUUGGAGAAUUAGUUACAAGUGGAAUUUUAAUUAUCCAGUUGCAGCGUGUUUAUGAUAUGGUGUCUCACUUUGUGCAAGCUAGAUUUCAAAUGGGCACUGACCAUGGCCUGAAAGCACAUGGUGAUGGAUGGGUUCUUACUGUAGCUUUAAUUGAAGGGGUUGACCUGGCUUCAUUAGAGUCAGUGGGGUUGUCAGAUCCCUAUGUGGUUUUCACCUGUAAUGGACAAACAAGGUCAAGCUCUGUCAAGCUUGAGACAUCAGAUCCUCAAUGGAAUGAGAUAUUAGAGUUUGAUGCUAUGGAAGAACCGCCAUCAGUUUUAGAUGUUGAAGUUUUUGAUUUUGAUGGUCCAUUUGACCAGGAUGUUUCACUUGGACAUGCUGAGAUCAAUUUCUUGAAGCACACGUCAACCGAAUUGGCAGACAUGUGGGUCAUCCUUGAAGGAAAGCUCGCCCAGUCUGCUCAAUCGAAGUUGCAUUUGAGAAUUUUCUUGGACAAUAAUAAAGGGGUUGAAACUAUCAAGGAUUAUUUGGAGAAGAAGGAAAAGGAAGUAGGAAAAAAGUUGAAUAUUCAAUCACCUCACAGAAAUUCUACAUUCCAGAAAUUAUUUGGGUUGCCAACAGAAGAAUUUCUAAUCAAUGAUUUCACAUGUUAUCUGAAGAGAAAAAUGCCUUUACAGGGUCGGCUAUUUCUUUCGGCAAGGAUUCUGGGAUUUUAUGCCAAUUUAUUUGGACAUAAAACCAAAUUUUUCUUCCUUUGGGAAGAUAUUGAAAACAUUCAAGUGCUUCCUCCAUCAUUGGCAUCAAUAGGAAGCCCUACAUUGGUCAUAAUUCUUCGAAGCGGACGAGGUAUUGAUGCAAGGCAUGGUGCCAAGGUGCAAGACGAAGAAGGAAGGCUUAGGUUUCAUUUUCAGUCAUUUGUUUCAUUCGGUGCUGCCUCAAGAACAAUAAUAGGUUUAUGGAGAGCACGAAUAUUGAACCCCUAUCAGAAAGAACAAAUUACAGAAGAGCAUGAAGAACAAGAAGUCCUGGUAAUACCUGAAGACUCUGGAUCUAUCCUAGAGGAUGAAGCAAAAAUGUCCAAGAUUUACUCUGCUGAACUACCAAUUAAGAUGACAUCGGUGAUGGAAAUUUUUUAUGGAGGAAACCUAGAGCAUAAGAUUAUGAAGAGAACCGGGUGUAUGAACUAUGACACUACAUCUUGGGAACCAGUAAAACCUGAUGUUCUCGAAAGGCACGUUUCUUACCAAUUUAAUCGACACGUGUCGGUUUUUGAUGUCACAAGCACACAACAAAAAUUUCCAAAUACAAACACUGGAGGAUGGAUUGUGAAUGAAGUUAUGGUCCUUAACGGUGUACCAUUUGCUGAUCAUUUUCGUAUUCAUUUUAGGUACGAAAUUGAGAAAUCAGUUCUUGGUGAAUGUGCUUGCAAGUGUGAUGUAUACAUUGGCAUCAAGUGGCAUAGGAGCUCUAAGUUUCAGCAAAGGAUCAACCGGAACAUAACUGCUAAGUUUAACAUACGACUGAAGGAAAUAUUUGAACUGGUUCAGAAAGAGAUUUUAUUGAUGUCACAUAACUCGCAUGGGUAAAGGAUGAUUGAAUGAAUGAAUAUAUUGUACUAUUGGGAAGAUUAAAAAACUUGUAAAUUGGAUUAGGUGAAAAGAAAUAAUCUCAAAUAUAGAAUAAAUUUUUUUUCUUCGAUA
Messenger RNA from Cicer arietinum (chickpea), 3482 nucleotides. RefSeq names its product C2 and GRAM domain-containing protein At5g50170. The record is from RefSeq and is a predicted model, not a curated record. NCBI's taxonomy places the organism in Eukaryota, Viridiplantae, Streptophyta, Magnoliopsida, Fabales, Fabaceae.